AUGGAGCCCACGUCAGCUCCUCCCGAUCCGACCACAGCCAAGGGAGGAGAACGAGAAGGAGAACGAGGAGGAGGAGGAGGAGGAUCAUCAUCCACCACAACGACGUCGUACCAGCACCACGCGCCAGCUACAACCACAACACCUCCACCGCCGCCGCUGAGCCGGUACGAGUCGCAGAAGAGGCGGGACUGGAACACCUUCCUCCAGUACCUGAAAAACCACAAGCCACCCUUGACCUUGGGCCGAUGCAGCGGGGCCCACGUCAUCGAGUUCCUCAAGUACCUGGACCAGUUCGGGAAGACCAAAGUCCACGCCACGGGCUGCCCGUACUUCGGCCACCCGAGCCCUCCGGCCCCUUGCGCCUGCCCGCUCAGGCAGGCCUGGGGCAGCCUCGACGCCCUCAUAGGCCGGCUCCGGGCCGCGUACGAGGAGAACGGGGGCCGGCCCGAGUCCAACCCGUUUGGGGCCCGGGCCGUCAGGAUUUACUUGAGGGAGGUCAGGGAAGGGCAGGCCAAAGCCCGCGGGAUUCCGUACGAGAAGAAGAAGCGGAAACGACCUUCCGCUGCUGCUUCUGGUUCUACGAGUAGUGGUGUGAAUGUGUCGGUGGCGGAUACUCAGACCGUGCUGCCGACGUCGGGAGGUGAGUCUACGUCUCUGCCAGCUGACGGUGGUGGUGGUGGUGGGGACAGUGGUAGUAGUAGUAGAGUUGCUUCUGGAAGUGGAAGGACGACUAACGUCGUCACUAGCGCCGUUGCGUCUACGACAGUAUAG
Molecule: messenger RNA, 771 nt
Organism: Linum tenue
Lineage: Eukaryota; Viridiplantae; Streptophyta; Magnoliopsida; Malpighiales; Linaceae
Source: the annotation of a GenBank genome assembly